Messenger RNA from Lactuca saligna, 2367 nucleotides. Lineage: Eukaryota; Viridiplantae; Streptophyta; Magnoliopsida; Asterales; Asteraceae. The record is from the annotation of a GenBank genome assembly.
AUGUCCUCCUCAGGGGUAAACCUUCAAAAUUAUCUAAUUCCACUGGAGGAGAUUAGGCGAGCCACCGAUAAUUUCAGUCAGCAAAGAUUUAUUGGUCGUGGUGGAUUUGGUGCUGUCUAUAAAGGACAACUCUCUGAACGCUGGAAAAACCUCACAGUUGCUAUCAAACGCCUGAGUAAGGAUAGCCAUCAAGGAGAGCAUGAGUUCCGCAACGAGCUUGAGAUGAUUUCCAAAUUCCACCACGAAAAUAUCAUCUGUUUCAUUGGGUAUUGUGAUGAAGGUGAAGAGAUGAUUAUAGUUUAUGAGUAUGCCAUAAAUGGAAGCCUUGAUCAUCAUCUACAAGACCCGUCUAAGAUGCUUUGCAUAACAUGGAUACAACGCCUCAUGAUUUGCAUUGGGGCUGCAAGAGGACUAAAUUACCUGCACUCGGGUCUUGGGGAGCACAACAGGGUAAUACACAGAGACGUCAAGAGUUCUAACAUAUUGUUAGAUGAAAAUUUGGUUGCAAAAGUUUGUGAUUUUGGCUUGUCAAAAUUGGGUCCCAGAAAUCAGCCAGAUACCCAACUCCAUACAAGGGUUGCGGGUACCCAGUUUUACUUGGAUCCUACUUACCAUGAAAGUCGUAUCCUCAGAAAAGAAUCUGAUGUAUAUUCGUUUGGCGUGGUACUUUUUGAAAUCCUAAGCGGAAUGUUGGUUUAUCAUGACAGGAGCACCGGAGAUAAUGAGUGGCAAUUUCUCAUGAAUUCGGUCCGACGAUACUAUAAGAAGGAACCACACAACAUAAUUGAUCACCACAUAAGAGAUCAAAUUGAUAGUAUUUCUUUCGAUAUAUUCCAAGAAAUUGCAUAUGAGUGCAUUAGUUUCAACUUAGUCGAACGCCCUACUAUGGACAAGGUCAUUGACAGGAUUGAGGAAGCCUUAACUAUUCAAAUACAAAGUGUACUCGAUAAACGAUCCGGUCCUGACGACCUAUCCGCUGAUGAAACCCGCCUCCUUGAAAAAAUAAUGGAGGAUAACCGCAUCGCCAUCCGUAUUUACACCCACCAACUUACGAUCUCGCAUUCCCGGACUCAGGAAGAGGCAAUCGCCGCUAUUCUUAUAUUCUCAAAUUCUGUAGACAACAAAGGAAUCAUAGUCUCCUUCGGGGCUGUUCCAGGGAUCGUUCUUGUGUUGAACGUAGGAAGCAUGGAAGCGCGUGAGAACGCAGCGGCUACCAUUUCAAGUCUAUGUGUAAUUGACAUCAACAAGUCAAUCAUUGGUGAUGAAGGAGCAAUCCCACCUCUCCUAUUCCUGUUGAGGCAAGGUACUCAGAAAGCCAAGAAGGAGGCAAUAACGGCUUUGCUUUAUUUAUGUUUAGAUCAGGGUAACAAAGGAAGGGCUGUGAGGGCGGGAUUAGUCCCCGUUUUGAUCGAGAUUCUUACCAAACCGCAGGGUGUGUUGAAAGUGGAAACAUUAUCCAUUCUUGCCAUGCUCUCAAGCGACCCGGAAGGGAAGUUGGCUAUAGGUAAGGCUGAGGCUGUGCGUGUUCUGGUUGAGGUUAUUGGGAGUGGUUCCCCGAACAACAAAGAGAAUGCAGCUGCAGUUUUGGUGGAACUUUGUUCUGACAAUCAAAACUAUUUGGUCGAGGCUCAAGUACAUGGAGUCAUGGAGAAUCUGAUCGAUUUACUAGAACAUGGUACUGAUAUGGGAAAAACAAAAGCCAAACAGUUGCUUGAAAAGAUCGAAGACCAUCGCCGCGCUCCAGGAAUUAGCAACAAUGACGGAAACCUAAAGGAACAUGGAGCCGACAUUGAAGCUCUGAUGCCCAAACUCCGCCACUCUGAUUACUACACCGAACCCGGAAUCCAAGAACUCGCCGCCAAAGAACGCGCCGAACCUGGCUUCUGCGGCAGAGUCCACAACUUCACAGUCGGCCACCACAAUUACGGAUCCAUCAAAUUCCCGGGGGAAACCGACGUUAGAAGGCUGGAAUUGGAAUCGCUGAUUCAAUUCAAUAAUCGCGAAGUCAUGGUCUACAUGGACGAAACAAAAAAGCCGCCAAUAGGAGAAGGGCUGAAUAAACCGGCUGAAGUCACACUUUUGAAUAUAAAAUGUUUUGAAAAGAAAACGGGGAAGCAACUUACUGAAGGCCCGAAGAUUGAGAAGUAUAAAGAGUUGUUGAAGAAGAAAGCGGAAGAUCAAGGGGCUGAAUUUGUGGAGUAUGAUCCGGUUAAAGGGGAGUGGAAGUUUAGGGUUAAACAUUUUAGCAGUUAUUGUGAUUUGGCUUUGACAAGAUAUGGUUUGUUGGUGGUUCUAAAUAUGUCAAGGAUCAGGCAGCGGAAUAAAGAUUCGAAACGGUUAACCAGCGAGUCGUUUUUAGAGGAAUAA